AUGGCGAAAACAGAACGCAAGACGCCGAUCGAGGGCGCUUCGAUUCCAUUAGGCAGUUCCCCAAGUGACGAUGGUGCUUCGUCUUCAAGGCAUACAAACCAUGCGGUGUUAAUUACCUGGAGUUCUUUUGUGGUCACGAUCCCCAUCCUCGCAUUAACGGUGGCAUUCCUGGUGCUAGUAUUCAAGUAUCGUGUGAGCCAUGGAGAUGCUCCGUUCGAGAGCCUCCGCACCUCGGAUGCGAAGGAUGAAGGCAGCGCGCUUUUUGUCAAUAUGAAUUCCAGUAUCCUCCUGUUUUUAGCUUCCUGGGCGAGCUCUGUGGCGACGAUGCUGUCUGGGUUCAUGUUAACCCUCGCCUCGUUUCUCAUAGCACGCCGAUUCUUCCAGGAUAUCCAGAGUUCUCGUGUGACUCGCCUGCCAACCCCAUAUCAGUUGGCACUGACCUUGAAGUUUCUGGAUGGAAGCACUCUUGGUGCGAUCUGGAGUUGGAUCGUCUAUCUCGUUUCAUGGAGAAAGAAGCGUGCACCGCUGACACCUCCCUUGACCGCUGCUUCAUCGAUUGCAUUACUCGCAACUCUGCUUGGGCUGCUCGUUGCCCUAGGAGACACCUGGCUGCAUCUUACCACCACCACCGUGGAAUUCACUCAAGUUGUGCCGGUCACGAACCAGACAAACUAUGGUUUUGGACUUAUACCCGAAUGUUUGACGAGCAACAACUCGGUGGCAGCGCAGAGCGGAGAGCAGAUCUUAUGUAGUGUUUCACUAGCGGUUACCGGCAGCUUCCUGAGAAACGGAACGACCUCACUCGGGGUGCUGAACGACAUGUCCGACCAGGCGACCGUCUCGACAUAUACCGACCCCCAGGCGAACAAGUACACCUUCCUGCAAGCACCGGAAGGGGCAUCACUGUCCAACCGAGACUAUACCGCGAAGACCUACGGAGCGCGAACACAAUGUGAACUGAUAUCGACCAAGUGUAAAUUGCAAAACAACGCUUCAAUCGUCACUUACAACUGCUCCAGUGAUUUCGCUGGAAGUUUCACUCAGAGUGGCUUGAAAACGGCAUUCUUCACCAAUGAUAGCAUGGCCGAAGACAUGAGCCAGAGGCGUGGGCAACCCAUACUACUUUGCGGCGGCCGACAUCAUGAGUCUAGCCGGCGGGGAUGCGCCGAACUCAACCGAGUUUGUCAAGAGUCUUCACGGUCCAUAUGCGUUCAUUUUGGGUUGUAA
Aspergillus oryzae RIB40 is the source of this 1227-nucleotide messenger RNA. RefSeq lists its product as uncharacterized. The record is from RefSeq and is a predicted model, not a curated record. NCBI's taxonomy places the organism in Eukaryota, Fungi, Ascomycota, Eurotiomycetes, Eurotiales, Aspergillaceae. The transcript has 3 exons. The coding region runs from base 1 to 1227 and encodes 408 amino acids.